UGUUUCAUGUUUCACAAAGAAUUUUUUUCUUGUGCCGACAAGUUUAAUCACGUACUUGAUUCGUGAAUAAGUGUUAAUAAUUUUCGUCAAAUACUCGUAAAAACAAAAACAUUGUAGUUUUAAUUUGCUUUAUGCGCUAGAGAAAAGGAACUGUAUUGUGCUUCUAUAAAUUUGAUAGUUUAUCAAAAUGAUCGAUUUGUCGGAAGGAGCAUUGGACGCUAUCAUGGCUGGGGAGACAGUCGAAGGUCCAAUCGUGCAAAUAUUGGGACACAAAAAAUUGGCUAGUUCUACCAGCGGUGAACGCUACAGACUUCUACUCUCCGAUGGAAAAAGAAUCAAUUCACUUACCAUGCUUGCUACUCAACUCAAUCAUAUGAUUGAUACUGAACUUACAGAGUUUGCCAUUUGCAAAAUUAAUCGCUAUGCCAUGAGCAACGUCAACAAUGCUGGAAAACCUAAACGUGUCAUGGUCAUUUUAAACAUCGAAGUCAAAACUCCUGGUAGCGAAGUUGGUGGAAAGAUUGGAAAUCCGACACAACUCGAUGCACAACCUGAAACGGAACAAGCAUCAGCUGCUCCUCAAUCCAAGCCGCAAGCACCACCACCUUCCCCAAAAACGUCAGCAGCCGCUGGCUUCCAGAGAAAACGUCUUGAUGAAUCAGUAUCGGCAGGCUCUGAUAUCACGACUACACCAAUUGCCGCUCUUAGUCCAUAUCAAAAUAGAUGGGUUAUCAAAGCGAGGGUUACCAACAAACCAGGAAUAAAAACGUGGAGUAACUCACGAGGAGAAGGUACUUUGUUCUCGAUGGAUCUUGUGGACGAAAGUGGCGAAAUAAGAUGCACCGCGUUCAGGGAACAGUGUGACAAGUUUUACAACAUGAUUGAGAUUGGAAAAGUUUAUUACAUAUCGCGGUGCGCAUUGAAACCAGCGAACAAGCAGUUUUCAACAUUGAAGAACCAGUACGAAAUGACGAUGACCAACGACACCGAAGUCGUUGCGUGCCACGACGAGGUUGAUGACAUUCCAGCGAUAUCGUUCGAUUUUCAGCCGCUCAGUGAGGUCGAGACCAAAGAAAAGAACACCGUUAUGGAUGUAUUGGGUAUCGUGAAAUCUUAUGACGAUGUACAGACUCUAGUUGCAAGAAACACUGGAAGAGAACUCCGGAAACGAGACGUACAAUUAGUCGACAUGAGCAACGUUGCGGUUACUCUUACUCUCUGGGGUUCUCAAGCAGACGACUUCAGCCCUGUUGACAACCCCGUUUUGGCUGUCAAAGGUGCACGCAUCGGUGAAUUCAACGGGGGCAAAAAUUUGUCGACUCUCCAAUCCUCUACUCUUCAAUUGGAUCCGGAUCUUCCUGAAGCUCACAGAUUGCGCGGUUGGUACAACACAACAGGCAAAGAACAAGAAUGCAAAUUCAUAUCGAAGGCUGGUGGCGGUUCGUUGAACGCUCCAUUGACAACGGCUUUCGAAGCAAUGAAUAAGUGUCAGCAGUUGACGGACGGUCAAGAAACUUUCAUGAUCAAAGGUUGCAUAAGUUUGAUACGCACAGAAAAUGCAUUAUACAAAUCUUGCCCGACGGAGGCGUGCAAGAAGAAACUCGUUGAUCAGGCAAACGGAAUGUACCGGUGCGAGAAAUGCGACAGAGAAUUUCCAAACUUCAAAUAUCGAUUAUUGAUUAACUUGAACGUUGCUGAUUGGAGCGGUAGUUUUUGGGCUACGGCAUUCAACGACGAGGCUGAAAAAAUAUUGGGUAUGUCGGCUGAGGAUAUUGGUAUACUUAAGGAAAACGAUUCUGACACGUUGGAUGACGUCUAUACCAAACCUCUCUUUAUGCCCUCUUUCUUCAAGUGCAGAGGAAAGAAAGAGAUUUACAACGACGAAGUGAAGGUGCGGUCAGUCAUUAACGCUGCGGGACCAGUCGACUACAAAUUGUAUCUGAAUCAUUUGAUGGAUGAAAUCAAGAGACUUGCAAACGUUGAUGUCAACAUGGAAUAAGAUUCCCCCCCUUAAAAUCGACACAGGAUCGAAUUAAUAUUAAUAAUUUAAGAAAUAAAUUUAAGUUUGCCUCCACCAUCAAGCGUGGUUCGUCAAAUAUUUCCUCGUUCCAUUCCAUUGGCUUGAGCUAACCAUAUUAAUAAAUUUGUACUGUACUAAACAAUAAUUAAAAUAAAACAAAAAAGAAGUAUUUUUCAUAAUCAUGAUUGAGAUAAAAACCCGUGUGGGUAGAUUAUUCGUCGAUCACAAAACAAAGUAUAAAAUAAAUCAUUUAUUUACUAAAAUAAUACACUAUUCGUAAUACAUGCCUCAGUAGCAGCGAUUUUCAUAAUUUUUUGAUCAUUGGAAGAUUGAAAUGACAGAAUAAUAAACUCACGUUAUAUUGUAUCGGCAUAUAAACUCUAAAAACAUAAUGUAGCACAACAGGACUAUUACAAAAUCAUCUUGUAUAUAUAUUUUCAUUUUUCUAAAUGUUUUGAUCAAUUAAGAACCAAUAAACAGUUCAAUACAA
Messenger RNA from Venturia canescens, 2510 nucleotides. RefSeq names its product replication protein A 70 (gene RpA-70). The record is from RefSeq and is a predicted model, not a curated record. The coding region runs from base 188 to 1999 and encodes 603 amino acids. Gene Ontology annotation, cellular component: DNA replication factor A complex; nucleus. Gene Ontology annotation, biological process: DNA replication; telomere maintenance via telomerase; nucleotide-excision repair. Gene Ontology annotation, molecular function: damaged DNA binding; single-stranded telomeric DNA binding. Lineage: Eukaryota; Metazoa; Arthropoda; Insecta; Hymenoptera; Ichneumonidae. The transcript is spliced from 12 exons.